CAGCCCGUCACCAACUUUUGCCCGAGAAAUGCAAUGAAAACCUCUGGGAAAGACAGAAAUUCAUCGUUUUAAGUAAUCAAUUAGCGUUUUCUCUACAGGAAUAACAGCAGAUAACGAAGCGCUGGAAUCGACAUGGCGUGAAGUCCCCCGCAAAGUCUCUUUAGAUCAAUAUUCCCAAGGCGCGAUAUGGCGGAGGUGGAGGAGGCGAUGAGCCAGGAGGACUGGAAGGAGAAGUGUAUGGUUCUGGAAGCACUGCUCAUGAAGUUCAGAGUGCAGAUCAUCAAGAUCCGAGAACUCACAGCAGACAAGAUUCAACAACUGGAGACGCAGGUGAUCGAUGCAGAAAAACGGGCAUUCACUGCUCACCAGCAGGUGCAGUGGAUGGAGGAGAAGCUCAAGGCUGCAGACGGCCAGUCUGGAGACUCAGAGGUGCGUCUGUUUCAACGGUGCCAGGAGCUGCAGGCGUUAGUGCAGGAGAAGGAGGACGUAAUCGCACAGCUGGAGCAGCAGCUGGAGGAGCAGAAACAGCUCCGCCUUCAAGAUGCCAAAGCGGUGGAGGAGAAGGCAGCUAAGAUCAAAGAAUGGGUGAUGCUGAAGUUGUCAGAGUUUGAGGUAGAGAACGCAGCAUUAAGAGAAACCAACAAGCAACAGGAGGCUCAGAUUUUGGAGCUCCAGAAACAAAUACAAGCCUUUGAGCAGAAGUGCAGAGUUGGACCAGGAGUCCUGUGUAGGCCAGGUGAGGCCCAGCGUCUUAGCAGCCUGACGUUUGGCUGUUUUCAGGUGAGAGGGAAAAGCCCGCAGGUCCUGACUGGACCAGCACCAUCUCAGAAAACCCUGAGCACCCAAGGAGAGACAGAAGGCCGGGACAAAGCUGGAUUCAAAAUUCACCAGAAAAUAGGUGAGAGAGAGAGAGAGAGAGAGAGAGAUGGCAUCAAAGUUAGAGAGAGAGCAGGAAACUAUCCCACUGGCAGGAACGAGAAGACACAUCCAGGGAGAGAGCUGCAUGUGAGAGCUGAUGAAGAUGAUAAGAGUAAUAAGAAGACAGUCUCAUCAGUAACAGAUGGAGAAAUCCAUAAACCAAGCCAAACUGGACUUCUGUGUCCUCCGCUGGAGGAUGACGGUGCACCCAAGAGCUCUGUUAAUGAUGCGCGUGGACCCGAGUCCCACGGCGUAUUGUCUGGGCUCUCCAGUGCUGCAUCAGUGGAGGAAGGAGGAGUGUGUGAGGGCAGAGGUGGAGUGUGUGGUCUGGAGUUUAGCCGGCCCAGUAGUGAGACCUACCUGACAGCUUCUGAUGACAGCAGCUCUCUGUUUGAUGAUGACAUGCAGCGUGCGGAGCGCCCCACUUUUAGCCUGCUGGAGUCAUCAGAUGGAACACUAACAGGGUGUAAGAAUGGGGAGGAAGAGGAACGCGGGGCUAAGUUGGAGGACUCCACCUCCGAGGAGCUCAACAAACGAUUCCAGUCACACAGUCUUGACUCCUCAUCUUCUUCCAGCGAGCCUAACACCCCUAGCCCCAUCCUUACACCAGCUCUCACCCCUAAACGACCCAACCCACCCCAGGAUCCAAAGGACAACCCCGCUUCACCCAAACAGCCCCGCCUGAGGACUCCCACAGGCUUCGGGUUGAUGAGUGUGUCUCUGGCCAAGAAACACCUAAGCCAGCCGCCAAUCAGCAGUGAGACAACACACGGCCAAACACGCAAUGCACUCAGCAUGCUGCGCCCCCUCCAGCCACAGGAAACUGAGCCACAGGAGGAGGUUGGCAUGGAAAUGGGCAGGGGCACACUUCCCGAAAUCCUUCCCAGCUCACGAAGAGCACCCACCAUUUCGUCCACACCGACUUCAUCUGAACCUGGGACAGAGACGGGCUCAGAGAGGUCAGACUGUGACAGUUCCACACCUGGCAACAAACCUCCUACUCCACCUUUACACAGGCUCCCCUCCUGGGAAAGUCGCAUUUAUGCUGUGGCUAAAUCAGGAAUCAGACUGUCUGACACGUCAUGCACAGACCUGUCCAGCAAAGACCCCUCCCUGCAGUCUUCCUAUCCAGCCUUUGUAAUGUACACGUCGCUCAUCUAUAAAAAUAUGACCACACCAGUUUACACUACUCUGAAGGGGAAAGCCACUCUGCUGAGCAGCAGUCCCGUCUCAGAUGAGUCAUCGAGCUCCGAGGAGUCAUCCAGUUCAGGAGACGAGGACGGCUCCCUCUGCAGCUCCCACACCUCCUCAAGCUCCAGAAAAGACAGCAGCCCGGGCAGCCCACGCUCUCUCAAGAGAGCUGUGUCUGUGGCUUCGAUGACAUCAGAGAGUGACUAUGCCAUCCCUCCUGAUGCCUACUCCACUGACACGGAGUGCUCUGAACCUGAGCAGAAACUGCCCAAGACCUGCUCUUCACCCAGUGACAACGGCAAGAGUGAGCCAAUGGAGAAGUCGGGUUACCUGUUGAAAAUGGUGAAGACCUGGAAGAAGACCUGGAAGAGACACUGGUUUGUCCUCAAAGAUGGAGAGCUGCUCUACUAUAAAUCACCGAGCGAUGUGAUCAGGAAACCUCAGGGUCAGAUCGAGGUCAGCGCCAGCACCAGCAUUUCCCGUGGAGAGGGGAAACAAGUUCUCCAGAUAGUGACAGGAAAGCACGUUUACUACCUGAAGGCUGACUCUCCCAACCUGCUCGAGGAGUGGCUUCGGGUGCUGCAGAGCGUGCUGAGGGUGAAAGCGGCCAGUCCUCUCUUCACUCAGCCAGAUAUCCGCCCUGGCAUGAAGGGACUGCUCAUCAAGGUGAAGCACGGCUACUCUAAGCGGGUUUGGUGUGCGCUGAUAGGCAAAACGUUGUACUACUUUCGCGGCCAAGAGGACAAGUUCCCACUGGGUCAGAUUAAGCUGUGGGAGGCUCGGGUGGAGGAGGUGGACAGGUCAAGAGAUUCAGAUGACGACCUAAAGGCAUGUGGGCGAGGCUUACAGGCAGCACCCUUCACCAUCGCCGUCCACCCACAGGAGCAAGGGCCAACCUACUUGCUCAUUGAAUCCCGCCAUGAAAAGGAUUCAUGGCUGUACCAUCUGUCGGUGGCAGCAGGCACCACGGUGGGCAAAGUUGGCACUGAAUUCGAACAACUGGUGGGAAAACUCUUCCAGCUGGAUGGAGAUCCAAACUCUCAGAUUUGGAGACACCCCAUGUUGUGUUUCAGCAAAGAAGCCCUGUCAUCUCCUCUCACCACCCUGCCCUCACAGGCGCUGCAGACUGAGGCAGUGAAACUCUUCAAGACUUGUCAGCUCUUCAUCAACGUGGCCAUCGAUGCUCCAGCCAUUGACUACCACGUCUCCCUGGCCCAGAGUGCCCUGCAGGUGUGCCUGGCCCAUCCCGAGCUUCAGAACGAGUUUUUCUCCCAGCUCAUCAAGCAGACCCGCAAGAGGCAGCCGCACGGCCACCCGGGACCCCUGCAGGGCUGGCAGUUUCUAGCCUUGUGUGUGGGACUGUUUCUGCCUCAGCACCCUUUCCUGUGGCUGCUCCAGGUUCACCUCAAAAGACAUGCAGACGCCAGGACAGAGGUGGGUAAGUAUGCCAUCUACUGCCAGCGCUCCAUGGAGAGGACCCAGCAGAAGGGCGAGAGGCAGGCCAGGCCUUCUCGUAUGGAGAUCUUGUCUAUUCUUCUGAGGAAUCCCUAUCACCACUCCCUGCCCUUCAGCGUUCCCGUUCACUUCCUCAACAGUACAUACCAGGUGGUCAGCUUCGACGCCUCAACCACAGUGGACGAGUUCCAGUGUCGUCUCAACCAGGACACCGGCAUGAGAAAAACCGGACUUUCUGGUUUCAGCUUGUACACCGAUGACCCCACUGGACGGUCCCUGGAACACUGUCUGCAGGGAGGCCUCAAGAUUUGCGACAUCAUCUCCAAAUGGGAGCAGGCCUCUAAGGAUCACACCGGCAAGUCGGAAAACACCAGGACUGUCCGCCUCACCUACAGGAACAGACUGUACUUCUCUCUCCAAGUGAGGGGGGAAUCAGAGAGGGAGAGGUUACUGCUGGCAUAUCAGACCAAUGAAGCCAUUGUAGCGGGACACUUUCCUGUCAACAAGGAACUGGCUCUGGAAAUGGCCGCCCUGCUCGCCCAGGUGGAAUUCGGAGAUUUUGAGCGUCCCUUCUCCACUUCUGGAUCAGCGCAGACUAAGUCCAAUCAGACCCUGAAGCAGGUGCUGGACAGAUUCUACCCUAAACAUUACCGCAGGAGCACAUCUGAGGAGCAGCUCAGGCAACUGCUGCAGCGUCUCUCUGCCCGCUGGGCCUCGCUCAGGGGUCGAAGUUCGUCAGAGUGCGUCAGGAUCUACCUGACCGUAGCCAGGAAGUGGCCCUUCUUUGGUGCCAAACUGUUUGAAGCAGAGUCCAUCACUCCCUCUCCGGAGCCAAGUGUACGUGUUUGGCUGGCUGUUCACGAAGAUGGUAUCAGCGUUCUGGAGCACAACUCGAUUAAACUGUUGGUGUCCCACUCCUACAAGAAUCUGAUGACAUUUGGAGGCUGCAAGCAGGACUUCAUGCUGGUGAUGGGUCAGAGCAUCAGUGCUAAUGCCAGCAAAGACAAACCUACAGAGAAACAUCUGUUUGCUAUGGACUCCUCCAAGAUCAGGGAGAUCACCCUCCUCAUUUCCAGUUACAUCAACAGCGCACAUCAGCAAAAGGCCGCCGCCCACCAUCUCUCUGCCCCGGCCCUGAUGGUGGCCCAGCCCGUCAGCCUGAAGAGCAAAGAGUUGAGGAGCAAAUCCCCACCAGCUCUGGGACGCCCCAGCAAGGCCCCCACACUGCUGUGAUGGCACAAAAAUAUACAUCCUGAUCUUAUUUACAUUAGAAAAUGUAGGAUUUUAGGAUUUAUUUACAGCUGCAUGAUUCCAUCUGCCUCAUUUAGCCAGACUAAAUUCUGAAUAGUGGACCGGUCACCUCUCUGUGACAAGCUGGGCACUAACAAAAACUUAUCUGUUGAGUGUAGUUCAAUAUCGCAGACCAGCUGAGGUUGCAGCAAUUUGCAGGUAUCACCAUGCAGUGCCUUUGUACCUUCCUCAGAGAACACUUCAUGAGAUUUGUGGCUGAGACUGGAGCUAUAAGCUUUGGUCUAGAAACAACUGAGGGGCUUUGCUUAAGAACAUUUUAGUCUCCCUGAUGAUUGUGUUGCUUUCAUAUCCAAGGAGAAAAGUCAGCAGUGUCUACUGACAGACUGAGCAAAUGGUCUGAAAUGUCUCAUCAAUCAGUGUUACCUGGUACAUUGCCAUUUUUGUUAAGUUUAAUUUUUGUAGUCCUGCCUUAAAAAUUAAUGCACAGUACAGAGGCAGUAAUGAUGCUUUGUUAACAAAUCAUUUAGAGGAUACCUUUUUUUUUUUUUUCCUGCCUUCCUGUAGGGCAGAGUGGUUCCAGCAGGAAGUGCAACUCUUAGUGCUACAGUCAUGUAUAAUGAAGGACAUUAUGAUGAAAGCGGGAGGCAAUAACAGGUAACCAGAUGGCAGUGGAGCACAGCUGCUUAAAAUGUGUUUAAGGCAACUCAUCCAGGGCUGGACGCACCUUGUCGCAGUGCAUGUGAGAGAAGAGCUGCGGCUUUAGUGAGCUGUGUUAUAAGAAGGACCCAGGUUGGCCCUUUUGUGCUCCUGGUUACUGAACAGCCAGGAGAGUGGUAAAACUUUAAUCAUGCACGAGGCCUUUUUUAGUGAAGUGAAUGACUAGAAUCAGCAGGGGAGUUCCACUCAGCAUGGUACAUGACAGCUUUUGGGGAAGUAUGUGCUUUAAUGUACACUUUUUUUUUAAUAUAAUGACAUACAGUCCUCUGUAUUGAGUUCAUGUUUUAAAAACUGUUUAAAAACUGUUUAAAAACUGUUCUCUAUAUCAACACGCAAGAUUCACGCACAUUCAGACUACACAACAAACACUAACUGGCACUCAUUACGCAGGGACCUAAAAAACAAUGUGACAGUAUGGAUCUCUGUGUGGAUUAUUUCUGUAUUUAGCAGAAACAGGAACUGUUAGAAGAAAAAGAAGGGCAUCUCUGCCGUGUCAGUUGAUGAGCCACAGUGGAGUGGUUUUGCAUUGUUCAGAUAAUGUAAUAAAAAACUACACAUGUUCUUUAGGCAUACACAUAUAUAUACUACAGUUAUUUAGAAAGAUCACACCUCAUAGCCUGUACAUUAACAGGGCGUAGCUACCUUUUUGGUUUCUGGUUAUGUCAAAGCCUCAACAUUAGUGCCAGUGUCACGUUUUCUUUUGUUUUCAGCCAGAAGUAACUGUAUUUGGGCAACAGGGUGUCAUGUUGAUUCUUGAGCUAAGGCUAGGAAACCUGGUUAGCAAGCUGCAUCUAUAGACUGUAUGUGUGCACUGCACAGACACAGAUACCUGGUGAGUAGUGCACCAGGUAUCUGAUUAAUUUCACAGACUGCACCCAGCAGCAAGCAGAUAAUGCCUUAAAAAUACUAAACGAGGCACCAAGAUCACGAACGCUGUCCAGGGGACCAGUUCAUUGACUCAGAUUAGUGGCCAUCGGCUACACCUGCCUCGCUUAUAAUUAGGUAUUAACAAAAUCUACAUGUGCCAGUUAUUUUAAAAAAAAAAAUUCCUCCUUGUUUAGCUGUUGUGAAGGGGGCAGUUACUAUCGAGAAGGUGGGCAUUUUAACACAGGAGUCAGUGGGGAUUGACUCGCUUUUGCAUCCAGCCUCAGGUGGGAUUCAUUUUUCUGCCCUGGAGGUUCCUGUUUUUUCCAGCCUUGGCAUGCAACCUUCAUUGGAUCAUUAACUUUCCACCUCCAUGGAGAAAAGAGCUCCUCAGUGCAGGUGAGGAAUAAGAGCAAAGGCAGAAGAAAAAGUGCUGUAAACCUGUCAAACUGGAAGACAGCGGCCGGUGACACACAGCUGUCAUGUUGCUCCAUUUUGGAUGUGUACAGAGUUUUGAUGGCUGUCAAGUUUAAAUGAGAAAACAGUCUGAGUUGUGAAAGGUGUGGUUAAGAGGAUAUAGGAAAUGUUGUUCGGACAUGUUGCUGGAAAGUUGACCGUUGAACAGGUUCCAGAGAAAUUUAAUGUUCUGUUUUCUUUGUUACCUGCUGUAAGAGAAAAUGAAACCUAAUCUGACACAGUGACUAAAGGAUAAACUGGAAAAAUAUGACUUUUUUUUAAUAUAAGGUACUUUAAAAUAGAUCAUUUUCCCUCCUAGUAUCAUCUUGAUCCUGUAUACAGAGAGAAAAGUCAGGUUCUAUUUAUUUGUGAUAUGAAAUACAUUGUAUUUAAAUCAUCCUGGAAAUAAACGUUUCUUGAGUCA
Archocentrus centrarchus (flier cichlid) is the source of this 7276-nucleotide messenger RNA. RefSeq names its product pleckstrin homology domain containing, family H (with MyTH4 domain) member 2 (gene plekhh2). The record is from RefSeq and is a predicted model, not a curated record. The coding region runs from base 187 to 4797 and encodes 1536 amino acids. NCBI's taxonomy places the organism in Eukaryota, Metazoa, Chordata, Actinopteri, Cichliformes, Cichlidae. Gene Ontology annotation, biological process: negative regulation of actin filament depolymerization. The transcript has 31 exons. Gene Ontology annotation, molecular function: actin binding. Gene Ontology annotation, cellular component: cytoplasm; cytoskeleton.